Carica papaya (papaya) is the source of this 877-nucleotide messenger RNA. Its product is annotated as DNA ligase-like protein. The record is from RefSeq and is a predicted model, not a curated record. NCBI's taxonomy places the organism in Eukaryota, Viridiplantae, Streptophyta, Magnoliopsida, Brassicales, Caricaceae.
CUCUAUCUAGUUUCAUUCUCCCGCGGCCAAGACAAACUGAAAGCAAAACCGUUUGCAUCUCUCUGUUUUCUCCCAAUUUGAACUUCGAAAAUUGUAUAAUGGCGACAACUAAAAGGAACUCUAGAAAGCGAGGGUCAGAAUUUGUGCUUACCAAAUCGGAUCCAGUAACUCGAGUAGACGACGACCUCGAUCUUGAUCUCUCUAGUGAUCUCAAAGGUAUCUUGUCGGCUCUGCAACAGAUUAAGGAGAAAGCGGCCAAGGACGGUCAAAAGAAGAAUGAAGAGACAAUUUCGAGUGUAGCCUCUGAUAUAAGGUCUAAGAUUGAUGAGUUGAAAUCAAAGCUUGAGAAAGAAAGACAAAGUUUUGCGAAGGCACUUUCAAAGAGCUCAAAAGAGUGUGAAAAUUGCUUGAAGAAUGAGACUGCCAAAUAUAAAGAGCUUUAUGAGAAAUUUUGCAAGGAGAAAGCUGGUCAUCUGCAAGCCUUAAAAGAUACUAUAUCAAAGUUUGAAGAAGAGAAGGAAAGGCUAUUCAUGAAAUAUGAACAACUAAGAAAAAAAGAGAAGAUCAUGAUAUCUGAACAACAGAAACUUUUCGCUGAUAAAAUUGGCCAAUUGGAGGAAUCCUUGAAGAAGAAGAAGCAGGACAACAAAACUUUCAGCCUUUUAAGGAAGACUCUUGGCUCAUUCUUUGAAAAUUCCUCCGAUGAGGACUUCCCAUCUUAUGGUUGAAUGUUGCUUCAGUGAACAUCACUAACGGCAGUAAUCUCCAUGUCCUCCCAAGACACAAGCUCAUGUUUAAUAUCCAGAGGAUUCUCUUCAUUUCAGGUGCUGUACAGGAACCAAUGAAAAUCUAAUCUUUGCUCUCUAAAGUACAUUAU